Molecule: messenger RNA, 1570 nt
Organism: Planococcus citri (citrus mealybug)
Lineage: Eukaryota; Metazoa; Arthropoda; Insecta; Hemiptera; Pseudococcidae
Product: arrestin domain-containing protein 17-like
Exons: 6
Coding region: 49-1458 (469 amino acids)
Biological process (GO): protein transport
Cellular component (GO): cytoplasm
Source: RefSeq, a predicted model, not a curated record
UAUGUCAAACUUUAAACGACUUUCAUUUUCUCUUUUUUCGCUGUUGAAAUGAGUGUCCUGAAAUUUCUCGUCAUUUUGGAUAAAUCUGAUAGAGUUUAUCGUCCUGGAGAAACGGUGACAGGAAGUGUGAAAUUUGAACUCGAUGGCAAAAUGCGAUUCAAAGGAGUUGUUCUUGAAAUUACGUUCAAUGGAAUAGCUGCCUGUGAAUGGACUGCUCUAAAACCAUACUGGAUGAAAGGUGAAAUUCGUUCCAAGAAAUACUGGACGGUAGGUAACAUUUGUUUCAAAAAGACAAAACAUGGACCAACUGAAACGUAUCUUGGAAGUAAACACAAAUUCAUCAAAGAAACUGAGAAUUUUGAGUUGCCUGCAGGAGAACAUAGUUAUCCAUUUGCAAAAAAUAUACCAAAUAACGCUCCAUCCUCUUUCAUUUCUUCUUUUGGUGAUAUAAGCUAUUUUAUAAACGUGAAUUUUGAUAUCCCGUUGAAAUACCAUAAAGAAGAGAGAAUGAAUUUCGCUGUAAUUAAUCCUUUGAAUUUGAAUUUGUGCCCCAAUUUAAAAAGUCCCUACGAAAAUGAAACGAGGAAAACAUCCUGUUUCAGUUGCUUUGCCGGAGACCCCGUUAUUAUGGUUGUGCAUUUGCCUAAAACUGGCUUCGCCGCAUCUGAAUUGAUUCCAAUUCGUCUGGAAAUGACCAACAUCAGUAACGUUGAUGUGUACGCGGUUAAUAUUUCUCUCAAGCGAGAGAUUAAAUAUAUUGCGGAGACAUCCACCAGAAACCAAGACGUAACUCUACAUAAAUUACCUUUGGGUGCAGUGAAACCCAGACAGCCACAUUAUUUGUGGGAAGAAAAUUUCCCGAUUCCGUCCACCCCGUUCCCUUUUUUGGAGAAUUGCUCAAUCAUGAAAAUAAAGCACGAAUUACAGAUUGAAGCUGACAUCUCAGGAUUUUGUGAAAACGUCAUCGUUAUGAAUAUACCUGUGACGAUUUGUGACGUCCUACUUGGCGAAGAUCCUAAUGCUCCAAUUCUUAUACCACGACACAUGACGGAUGAAAUUUUGACCAGGGGUGAUUCAAAUACUCGUUCAGGGAUACCCGAUGCAUCAUUCAAUGUUGAUGACUUUACUUCGUUGGCUUUAGACGCCACUUUAGAAAUCGCUAGUGGGAUGGUAAUUACUGGUAUGGGUGCCACUGCAGAAAUCGUGAUGGAAGAGCCUUAUCCUCAACAUGAAUCUGAAAGACACGAGUCUUCAUCAGGAGACCUGAAAAAGCUGCCUCCUUCUCCUUCCCCUAUUGGUAUGGGCGACUCUGCAGAAAUUAUGAUAAAAGAGCCUUCUCCUGAACCUGAUACAAAUGAAUCUGAAAAACACGAGUCUUCAUCAGGGGAUCCGGAAAAGCCGCCUCCUUCUCCUUCCACUACAGCUUCAGAUGCCGGGGCUGUUCCCUCAGAAUCAUGAGAGUAUUUUGAUAAAUGGAAUACUUACUUCAUUCUAGCUUACGACAAUAAUAUGUUUAAGCUCGAGGCAAGAUGUUAAAACUAAUGAAAGAAAAACUACGAAUAAAAAUUAA